UGGCGCAGGGAUAUGACGUGAACAAGGUCUUCAUGCAUUCAACAUGGCAGCGCUAGCAUCCUUGAUGCUCAAGUCCAGAGCAGGUCUGUUGGUCCCUGGUCAGUGCGCUCUGCUGGACUCUGUGAGGUUCGCAUCUAAGAAGGCUGGUGGUAGCAGCAAGAACCUUGGGGGAAAGAGCCCUGGUCGUAGAUAUGGCUUCAAGAAACAGGAUGGUCAUUUUGUCCAGGCUGGUAACAUCCUUGCGACACAGAGGUAUUUGAGGUUUCAUCCAGGAGCACAUGUAGGGAAGGGAACCAACAACACACUGUUCGCUCUAGAGGCUGGUCAUGUACGGUUUACCAAGGAGGUCUACAUACCAUCACCUAGAAGCCUUGAGGCCACUCGGGUCAUUACCAAGCUGCCAAAAGGAGCUGUUCUCUACAAGACUUUCAUCAACGUCCUGCCAGUCAAACAGGAGGGUAAAUUCAGACUGGUGGACAUGGUGUAAAACGCAGCGGACUGGCAUGUCAUUGAUGAUUCUGGUAUUCUUGCACUGGUCAAGAACGAGGAGGAUUUGCUUCGACUGACACCUUAGCUUCCAGAGAACUAAGUGUACCACGAGUCAGUGGAAACCUGCCAACUGUGGACCUCUCCUCAGCUUCCUUUCUCUGAGUUACAGCAUUACGUGGCUCUAAACAGAAGUUAAGCUCAACCUCCUACAGCAACUUACAGUUUAUUUACAUAAAACAGGAAUGAUUUUUAAAGAAGACACAUUUCCUGUAGUCAGCAUGGAUUCUGUCAAAUAAGAAAUUAACAAUUGUGAGUCCCGCAUUUUACAAAAAAAAAUCUAAUUCCAAUGUAGCUCCAUGUUACUGGAAGUUUGAAGACGUUAAAGGUACAAGGUAUAGCCUGUAGCUGGUUAGUGAGCUGCUUCACACAGUCAGUUCACCCAAUACUUCCUACCUUACUGAACGGAGCCGGCAUCGCUGUAAUACUGAAUAUCUACAGGAUUAAAGUUGUGAAAGCCGUA
Molecule: messenger RNA, 1009 nt
Organism: Stegastes partitus (bicolor damselfish)
Lineage: Eukaryota; Metazoa; Chordata; Actinopteri; Pomacentridae
Gene: mrpl27
Product: mitochondrial ribosomal protein L27
Exons: 4
Coding region: 44-487 (147 amino acids)
Biological process (GO): translation
Cellular component (GO): ribosome; mitochondrial large ribosomal subunit
Molecular function (GO): structural constituent of ribosome
Source: RefSeq, a predicted model, not a curated record